CCGGCUUCGCGGUGAUGGCUUUUGAAUUAGUCUUAAGGUCUCAAACUACACGCAGUAGCUUUAUCUCUCUCUCUCUCUGCCACCAACCAAACAACAACCUUUGAAUCUUCUCCAAAACCACUCACCAUUUUCAACCUUUGCUUUCUCUGAAACCCGGAUACAAUACCAAAAACUUGUAGUAAACUUUGAUUUCAUUUCAUUUCAAGGUUUCACAAUCCAAUCCUUUUUUUUACCCAUCAUUCUCUCACCAUAUCUGAGAUUUCUUUAAAAUAUCCUAUUUUUCUAGUCAACUUUUGCAUCUUUAGGAUUCUGGGUUUGAGUGAUUUCUCUUUCUUGUUUUUACCAAAAGGUUGAAUUGAGUUGAAUUGAAUGAAAUGGUUUUUGAACUAUGCUCAGAAAAUGGUGGGGUUACCAUGAAUCCAAGGGUUUCAUUCUCACAGGACUUUUCCCAAACAGAUCUCAGACCAGUUGAGGUUGAGGGACACCCUUUGAGAUCAAAUUCAGCUGGUUUGAAUUUAGGCUUUGAUUUUGAUUUCUGUGUUCAUGAAAGCUCAGAGCUUGAGUCAUCUUCAGCAGAUGAGCUUUUCUCAGAUGGGGUUAUGCUUCCCACUGAAAUCAAGAAGAAGAACAGCAGCAAUGCUCCUAAAAAAGCAUUACCUCAUCACCAUCAUCAUUCAUUACCACCACCACCACCACCACCACCACCAUAUGCUGUUUGUGAAAAUGCCUCAACCAGUAAAAUCUCCAAGAAAGUUAGCAUCAAGGACUUGAAUUAUGAAGUGGAUGAUGGGAAGCAUAGCCAUAGCUCCAACUCCAAGUCCUUUUGGAGCUUCAAGAGAAGUACUAGUUGUGGCAGUGGAUAUGGGAGGACCUUAUGCCCCUUGCCACCACUUCUAAACAGAAGCAGUUCAACAGGGUCUUCCACAAAUGUUAAGAAGGAAGGUCCUCCUCAUGUGAAUCAAAAUUCACAGAAACAACGCCAUUCCACCACCACCACCACAAGGUCUUCUUCUCAAACCUUGUGUCCAAACAAUCGUCAAAAGCCUCCAUUGAAGAGGAGUCAUACUCAUACUCAUGGGGCUUAUGCUAAUAUCACUCCUGUUUUGAAUGUUCCUUCUGCAAACCUUUUUGGCUUGGCUUCAAUCUUCUCCAACUACAGAGAUAAGAGUAAGAAGAAGUAACUUGCAAAGAAAAAGAAUCAAUUCUGGCACCCAAAAGCUACUCUCCAGAAUUGAUUUUAGCUUUAGAAUCAAUUGUGAAAGAAUUCCCAAAGUGGGGUCUGUCUAUCUUUUUCUCUAUACUUCCUUCCUGGUUUAUCUUGUAAGUUGAAAAGUAAGGUGUAGCCUACUACAGGUUAAUUUUCUGCUUUGAAAGGUAAUGGUUUGCAUCAAAAAGAAAAAAGUGAUAAAAAAGAUUUGUGUGAAUGGAACUGUCGUGAACAAGAAAUGAUAUAGUACAGGCAUAUGAUUUGGGGUACCAAAUGUCAGGUCAAUGUUGCUUUCAUGGUUGUCCCAUGCUUGUGUUUUUUACCCCUAUGCUUUUGUUCUUUGGUCACACUGUGUAAAUACAUUGAUUUUGCUUUCUUUUUUUUUCUUUCUCUUCUGGUUCUCUCCUAUUCUGCAUGAAAAAACAGAUUAAACGGAGAGGGUGAUUGUACAUUUAUUAGUGAGAGGAGGUUGGUGUGUUUGCCUUCUGUUUUUGGGUGUUAUCGUCCUUCAUGGACUGAUUAAUGAUAAUAAACAUUGUCUUCUGACUAUAA
This is a messenger RNA of Lotus japonicus, 1759 nucleotides long. RefSeq lists its product as uncharacterized. Bases 375 to 1181 code for a protein of 268 amino acids. The transcript is spliced from 2 exons. The record is from RefSeq and is a predicted model, not a curated record. NCBI's taxonomy places the organism in Eukaryota, Viridiplantae, Streptophyta, Magnoliopsida, Fabales, Fabaceae.